ACGCUGACAGACGAAGCGACACGCGCAGCUCCGUUUCUGCGGAUUUCUCCUCCUGCUGAAGAACCUGCAGCUGGACCCGGAGUCCGGACCGAACCGGACCGAACAGAGCCGAGCUGAGCUGAGCCGAGCCGAGCAGAAACAGACAGAGACGGACGGGCCGCUUCACCUCCUCCUGCGGAGCCGGCCGGACUCUUCCUCCCGGAUGAUGUGACCGAGGAUCAGUGAUGCAGUGUUUGUGUGACGUCUGCAGGAGCUCGAACCUGUGAAGUGCAUCCAACAUGGCCGCUGUGUGUGGAGCUUCAUUAACAGUGUGUCUGUGUGUCCUACUGCUGCCUGCUGUCGCCGAUCUACAGUCGGAGGUCAGAGAGUGCGCCUUCACCGACCAGCUAAAGGGGGCGGAGCCUCACAGCGGGCCUAGCAAUGAGCUGCGAGGAGUGGUGCGAGAAAACGGCACCGUACGCUGCAUCCGCGGCUCCCGCUGCUAUGGAUUGUGGGAAAAGAGACCAGACGGGGAAAUACAUCUGGUCAAGCAAGGUUGCUGGACUCACAUUGGUAACCAGCAAGAGUGUCAUAGCGAGCGUUGCUUGGUAACAGCGACGCCCUCUCAGAUCCAGAAUGCCAGCUACCGCUUCUGCUGCUGCAGCCGAGACCUUUGCAAUGCCAACUUCAGCGAGGCCCCGCCCACCGCCGACACCCCCGCACUGAGGCUGAUGAAGACAGACAGGCGGGGCGACACGCAGACAGGUCACCAGCCGCUGCGGCGGGAGGAGAUGGCACUCAUUGCCCUGGUAACCGUUGCCAUAGCAGCCAUCGUCAUCGUGGCGUUGUUCCUGGGAUACCGCAUGAUGAAAGGCAAGCAGAAACACAGUCUGUGGGCUCUGGAUGUGAUGGAGGCUGCAAACACAAACACUCCUGUCGACCUGGAUCAUCUGAAACUACUGGAGCUGAUUGGCCGGGGUCAUUACGGCAUGGUGUUUCGGGGCAGUCUGAACGAGCGCUGCGUGGCUGUCAAACUCUUCAGCUCGGCCAACCGGCAGAACUACGCCAACGAGUGCUCCAUCUACUGCCUGCCGCUGCUGCAGCAGCACGACAACAUCGCCUGCUUUCUGACCGCCGAUGAGAGGACGGCGGCCGACGGGCGAGCAGAGUUCCUCAUCCUAAUGGAGUUUUACCCUCACGGCUGUCUGUCUCGCUACCUGUCUCACCACACAGUGGACUGGUCUACCUGCUGCAGGAUGACUCACGGUGUCACCAGAGGACUCGCCUUCCUGCAUACUGAACUCUACAGAGGAGAACAGUACAAACCAGCGGUGGCCCACAGAGACGUGACCAGCAGGAAUGUUCUGGUCCGGGCCGAUCUGUCCUGUGUCCUCGCCGACUUCGGUCUGUCCAUGCAGCUGAUGGGGGGCCGCCCCUGCUGCCAUAGAGACAACGACACCAUGGCAAUCUCUGAGGUGGGCACGGUCCGGUACAUGGCUCCGGAGGUUCUGGGUGGAGCUCUGAACCUGCGGGACUGUGAGUCGGCACUGAAGCAGGUGGAUGUUUACGCUCUCGGGCUGCUGUACUGGGAGAGUUUCAGGAGGUGCUGUCACCUGUUCCCAGGUGAAGCAGUACCGGAGUACCAGUUGGCAUUUCAGGCCGAGCUCGGGAAUCAUCCGAGCUUCGAAGAGAUGCAGAACCUCGUUGCCAGAGAGAAGUUCAGACCCAGAUUUCCUGAAGCCUGGAAGGAGAACAGCCUGACGUUGCGCUCCCUGAAGGAGACGAUGGAGGACUGCUGGGAUCAAGAUGCUGAAGCUCGACUCACCGCUCAGUGUGCAGAGGAGAGACUGUGUGAACUCACACUGAGUACACACACACUGUUACACAACCACAGGAAUCUCUCUCAGGGCCGCUGGCGAGCUCUGUUUGGCUCCGCCUCCUCCUACAUCGAGGACCUGCAGGUGGGCGUGGUUAAAAAUCUCCAGGGAGACGCAGCGACCGUCGUCAGGACGACCGCGAGUGGAGCGGAAGCUGCUGACAGGAGCAGAAACUCCAUCAACUACGAGCGUCAACAGAGUCGAUCAGACAGCAUGUCGACCAGCAGCGCCCCGACAGCUGGGGGCGCUGUGUCCAGAGUCCCAGCCUGCCCGCUGACAGAAGAGGACCUGGAGGCCAACAAGCUCGACCCCAGAGAGGUAGAGAAGAACUUGAGGGAAAGUUCUGAUGAAAACGUAAUGGAGCAUUCGCAGAAACAGUUUGGAUCAACAGAGCAACCAGCUACCGACCUGCUGUACCAUCAGAUACUGCAAACCGCUGAGGCGAACAACUCGAUGUUGGCUCUUCAGGGUGAACUGGGUGGUGUUGGUUCCUCCGCCUCCAUGCACCCCCUUCUGAAACAGCAGAACCUGCCCCAGAGGCCCUCUAGUCUCCACAUUCUCCCCAAGACCAAGGACACCACCUCAGCCUCAUCCUCUCGACUAAAGCUGGUGGAAACAGGUGUUGCUAAGAUGAAUACGGUAAUAGUUACCACAGCUGCAGAACCCCACCAGGUAACCACGGUGAUGAACAACACCAGCACGAGAGGCAGCGUCCCAACUGGGAGCCGAGUACACUCGAAAAUGGUGGUCACCAACGGUUACAGUGCGGGUGUCCCCAUCCUGGUGACGAACGGUAUGAUAGGUAGAGGUCGAACCAAUCGGGCAGGGCCGCAGCUGGAGGAUGAGGAAGACAAGGCGAUCGGAGGAGAGGAGAACCGUGUGAAUCUGCUGAACUCCAGUCCUGAUGAACAUGAGCCGCUGCUGAGAAGAGAACAGCUGCCCGCUGAGAGCGAACCCCUCCCUCAUCUGCAUCAUCAGCUGUCCCGAGCCGCAAACACCCUGUUGGGACAAGGCUCAAACUCUAACAACAACAACAACGGGAUGAAGAUCCAGGGUUUAGAGAUUGGUCAGGGUCGGGGUAUCAACAGUCCUAAACCUGACCCACAUUUGGACAGUCAGCAGAGUCGAUCCCCUACUGCCCCAACUUCAAAUCUAGAAAAUAAAAUUCCGCUUUCUGAUCCAGCUGCUACUGACCAUGACCUGACACCACAGAUACAAACAGAUUCAAGUCCAUGUUUUCAGAGAGCCCUUUGUGCACAACAUGUAUUGACCUCUGGCUCUACCAGGAGCCCAAAGGUUCAUCAGGUCCCAGGCUGCAGAGAUCCAGAUUCUGGCGUAGCUAAAUGGUCAGUAAAAGCUCUAGUGCAAGUUGCAGCGGCUCCAGGAGAUCUGGACACCCAAACCUCAUCUCCAAAAGUCCAAGUUUUAGAUGCCCUAACCCUUGCUCCUGUAAUUCAAGUCUUAAAAGCUCAAGUCUCAGAUCCAGAAGCUCCAGUCGUGACUCCAAAUGCUUCACCUUUAGAGGGUCCAGGCUCAGCAAAUCCGGCUCCAGAACCUUCAUCUUUAGAAUCUCAAAAUUUUGAAAUCACAGCUCUUGCAGAAGUUUCAGGUCGGCUGCAGCUCCAGAAGGGCCUGGCCAAAGCCAAGAGGUGUGAGCGUCCUUGUUCCCUGGACCUGUCCUCAUCCUGCAUCUUCUCAGAUGACGUUUCUCUGACCGAUACUGGCAGUCUGAGCGCUUCAGGAGAGAAAAUAAAACGUCGUGUCAAGACUCCAUACACCCUGAAAAAAUGGCGUCCAGCCUCAUGGGUUGUUUCCACGGACACAGCUCUUGACUUUGAGUUUAACAGCAGCCAGACGGAUUCCUCUCAUCGAGCAGGAAGCAUCCCCAAAAUCUAUCAGUCAAAAUCCAGCAUGGCGGUCUUUUUGGUUGGAGGCGGAGCCACGGCGACCACAACCUCCGAGCCUGACGGAGUGACCUGCUUCUAAAGUUAAAGUGAUUGGCUCCUGUUAGUGUAGGGGGGGGGUGAUUCGCUCCCAUUGCCAGCUGUUUACAUGGCUAAUGAAAAUAUUCUCGUUUACAUGCAGCCGUGUAUAAUCCAAGUAAUGUAAAUAAUCGUGGCCAAAACAAUUCACAAUAACAAUAUUAUUGCAAUAUCUAUAGAAAGUUUAAAAAAUAAAUAAAUAAACAUCAGUCAAAUUCUUUGGUUAUUGUGCCUUUAAUACCUGUACAAAAUAUGUGUGUCAUUAACAUGAUAUCAAUAUUUAAUUUUAUUGUUAUCAUUCAGAAUAUCCAAACAGAUGUUUACAUGACCCGUACCAGACUAAUGGUGGGAUAUUAUUGUGCAUGGAAAGGCCUUCACACAGCGAUGAAUAAAAAACACAAAAAUGCAAAAUACUCGCCUGAGAAUUUUAUAUGUGCAAGGCUUUUAUUGUGAAAGUUUGUGAAAGUUUGCAUUCGGGACUGUGUGUUGUUUUAUAUACCUUCAGUUCAGGAGUCACGUUUUUAAAGCUCUUUAAACAAAGUUAUUUAGGGAACUUACAAACUAUAUAAGGUGAAAUUACAUUAACUAUGCAUCGACAACAUUACUGUUGGGGGGGCUUUAUUCUUCUAAUUUGCACUUUUAUGAAGUAGUUUCAACUCUGGUCUGCUGCAACCGCCAUGUUGGAAGAGAGGAAGUGGAAAGAAAAAGAAAUGAGGCUUUGUGAAGCUUCGCAACGCUCACUUGUUUUUAUUUUAAGAAGUAUUUAAAUAUGAGGUUUGUCACCCGUCGAGUUUAUUCUGUGGUGAAAAGUUUCCGAUGCUUCAUAUUAAACGCUGAAAGUGUGUGAGAAGAAACUUAUAGUAUAUUGUGAAUUAAAGAGGCUCUCGUCCGGACCUUCGUGUAUACAAUGGCGUAUCAGCGCCGUGGGUUAAAAUCUAAAAAUGAUGGAGUCACAUUGAUCAUAUACAGCGGGUUAAAUAAGUAUCGAACACAUCACCAUUUUUCUCAGUAAAUAU
Molecule: messenger RNA, 4854 nt
Organism: Cottoperca gobio
Lineage: Eukaryota; Metazoa; Chordata; Actinopteri; Perciformes; Bovichtidae
Product: bone morphogenetic protein receptor type-2-like
Exons: 18
Coding region: 279-3842 (1187 amino acids)
Biological process (GO): cellular response to growth factor stimulus; protein phosphorylation; BMP signaling pathway
Cellular component (GO): plasma membrane; signaling receptor complex
Molecular function (GO): ATP binding; transforming growth factor beta receptor activity
Source: RefSeq, a predicted model, not a curated record